This is a messenger RNA of Carica papaya (papaya), 1185 nucleotides long. Its product is annotated as annexin-like protein RJ4. Gene Ontology annotation, cellular component: plasma membrane; cytoplasm. Gene Ontology annotation, molecular function: phosphatidylserine binding; calcium ion binding; calcium-dependent phospholipid binding. Gene Ontology annotation, biological process: response to cold; response to water deprivation; response to salt stress. Lineage: Eukaryota; Viridiplantae; Streptophyta; Magnoliopsida; Brassicales; Caricaceae. The record is from RefSeq and is a predicted model, not a curated record.
AUAAAGUUAAGUUAAACAUUCAAGAGAGAAAGUAUUCAGUAAUGGCUUCCCUCAUUGUUCAUGCUCAGGCUUCAGCUGUUGAAGAUGCAGAAGCUCUUAGAAAAGCUUUUGCAGGAUUGGGGACUAAUGAGAAGGCUAUAAUUUCAAUUCUUGGGCAUAGAAAUGCAGCUCAGAGGAAACAAAUCAGGGUGGAAUAUGAGCUACUUUACAAAGAAGAUUUUCUAAGCCGCCUUGAAUCUGAGCUUACUAGGGAUUUUAAGAGAGCUGUUUAUCUUUGGAUGCUGGAACCAGCAGAUAGAGAUGCAGUGUUUGUUCAUGAGGCUAUAAAGAAACAUAAAAUUGAGUACCAAGUGCUCAUAGAAAUUUCUUGCACCCGAUCCCCGGAAGAGCUUUUUGCCAUAAGACGUGCAUAUCAGGUUCGUUAUAAACUUUCCUUGGAAGAAGAUGUGGCAUGUCAUACCUCUGGAGAUAUUCGCAAGUUGCUGAUUGCGCUAUUAACUACAUUUAGAUACAACGGUAAUGAGAUAAAUGAUAAACUGGCAAGUUCUGAAGCUGAUAUUCUUCGUGAUGCUAUUAAAGAUAAGGUGUAUAAUCAUGACGAAGUUGUUAGAAUCAUUAGUACUAGGAGCAAGGCGCAACUUUCGGCAACUUUCAAUUGCCACAAGGAAAAGCAAGGUGCAUUUAUCUCUGAGGAAUUACUAGGUGAUUUACAUAACGAUCUUGCAGUAAUGUUGUAUGGAGCAAUUUUAUGCCUUAUUGACCCGAAAGAAUACUUUGAGUGGGUGUUACAUAAGUCGAUGCAAGGGAUUGGAACCGAUGAGGAUGCAUUGACUCGUGUGAUCAUUACAAGAGCAGAAAAAGACUUGCUAUAUAUCAAGGAGCUUUAUCACAAGAAAAAUGGCAAGUUACUUGCUCAUGAUGUGGCUGGGGACACUUCACGACACUACAAGCAUUUUUUGCUCACUCUGUUGGGAGACGAGAAGUGAAAUCUGUUUUUGAUUUUGAGUUCUAAGUGUUAGUGAUUUAGUUUGAAUUUCUUUUCUAUGGUUUUUUGUUUCUUAUUAUCUGGUCCUUAGAUUUCUAUUUCUUUGCUUUUUUCUAUUCAUGUGCCGUUAUCUUUAUUGGAUGGGUGUUUAUGUUUCUAUUAACAAUUGUUAGUGGCUUAUUCAAGGUUUGCCUAACUAA